AUGAUGCUGCGAAUGCUUCUUUUGAAGUGCGCAACUCAGCUCAAUUGAUGGACUUACUGAAUUGCGAGGGAAAAGUAAACCAUAACACUGGAUUAACUUGUAUGGAAUAUCAGUUCUAAAAUUAGAUUAGAUAGGUUGAUUUUGUUAAACACUCACAAAUUGUAAUUUGAAGUUUUCUUAACGGUUUCUGAACCCGGGACAAGUGGUCUUUACGCACAGUUUGCGCCAUGGCGAACUCGUGUCUUCAACUGAGCGGCUUUCUCAUCAGCUGCCUUGGCUGGCUGGGCAUCGUGAUCGCGACAGCCACCAAUGACUGGGUGCUUAUGUGUAAAUACGGUUUGAACACAUGCAAGAAGAUGGAUGAGCUGGGAGCCAAGGGACCCUGGGCGGACUGUGUCAUCUCCACAGGACUCUACCACUGCGUCUCCCUAACGCAGAUCCUGGACCUGCCAGCCUACAUCCAGACGACUCGUGCCCUGAUGAUCACAGGUUCGAUCCUGGGUCUCCCAGCAGUGGGAAUGAUCCUCAUGUCCAUGCCCUGCAUCAACCUCGGCGAUGAACCCCAGGGCUCCAAGAACAAACGCACCAUCCUGGGAGGAGUGCUUAUACUCAUAGUCGCCACAUGCGGCAUGGUGUCGACAGUCUGGUUUCCCAUCGGCGCUCACCAGGAGCAUGGCCUGAUGUCAUUCGGCUUCUCCCUCUACACCGGAUGGGUGGGGACUAUCUUCUCCCUGCUGGGCGGGUGCAUUCUUACCUGCUGCUCCUCAGAGUCCUCCUCCUCAUCUCGCUCCUACCAGGACAACAAUCGUUUCUACUACUCCAAACAGGGCGGUGGCAACCCGCCAGCACCGCCUUCCACCAAUCAUGCUAAGAGCGCCCACGUCUGAGAGCGGAGAGAGAUUAGAUGUGUAAGGGACUGUAGUUUGUAUAUAGAGACAUAUACACUAGCACACACAUACACAUACAAUCACAGUUACAUGCAAACCUAUACUGGAAGAGAAGGAGACACAUGAACACACUCAUUCAUCUUCAAGAAAAAUACACAAAUUCUUGAAUGAGCACACAAACAUACAUAAAAGAGACAUUCACACAUCCAAACACCAGACUGUUUUUGUUGGAGCUCUUUCUUUCGCCCUUGGAUUGUUUUUGUAUCACAGAGCUCAUCUUCCAGCCUCCUCAUUUUGGGCGUGGUGUGGACUCUCCCAGCUGUUCCAUAAUUGUACAAGCUCCUGAGUAACUGACCUGCACAGCAGCCUGAGGUCUUGUGGACCUAGAUAUUGAUCUUCAGGGCUGUCCUCGACAUUCUCAGGCGACAAACACUCAUGAUUUUAUCGACUAAUCGAUUGGUUGAUUUAAUCGACAGAUCUGUAAAACUGAGUUUCUCCACAAAGAAUCGCGCAGAAGCACCACUUUAAAUCUUGCGUUUACCAGAGAUGUGCUCGUAAGUGUCUUGGAAAUGAGUCUCUUAGCAUGUAAGAGUGUUAAAAAAUUACUAAUCGACUAAAGAAAUCUUAGUCGACUGUGACCAAAACGACCCAUUCGUCGACCAAGAGGGGGCAGCUCUAUUGAUCUUCUAUAUUUCGUCUAUUUUUCUAUUUAGAUGCUCCUAUAAAAUCUUAUGUGUAAAUGUUCUUUUUUAAAUCAUUUAAUAUCAUGAUCUGUCUUUUUGAUAAGAGCAGGGUAUGACAGUAUAAUAUUUGGAAUUGGUAAUAUGUUCAUUUACUUUGUUUGUGCUCAUUGGCUUUUUUUUUGACAUUACUGUUCAACUCUCUAGUGCCUCUUGAGUGAUAGACUUGAUUAAAAAACACAGCACUGUUUUUCCCAGCCACUGCAGGAUGACUGUAGAAGGAUGGGAACACACAUUUCACAGGAGAGCUUUUUAGCCAGCAGUGUUGCAGUCUGUAAUGAAGCCUAAGUAUGUGCACUGACUUGGCAAAAAAAAAAAAAAAAUGGAUUAAGAGUGUACAAAACCCUAAUCUUUUGUUCAAUUCUCCCUCCUCUGAGUACUAUUUCAUAAUCCAGACCAUACACAUGUUUAUGUGACUAACUAACUAACUGUUGCUUCUACUUUAUUUGAAUAAUAACUGAAUGACAAAAUGGCAGUUUAUCCUGUAACUGUGGAAUUAUACAUUUCCAUCAAACAUCUUCUUCACAUGCUGUAGAACAGGUCUGUAGCUGAAAAUAUGUUCUACAAAAGCGGGGACAAAAAAAAAACAGUAUUAUGUAGUAUUAGCUCCUCGUGAAGGAAUGUGAUGACUUGAAUGUUCUAUAUCUCAAACGUGCUCUGAACACAGAUGGAAAUGUCCAACUCAGAUCAGCGCAGAAGCAGUAUUAGCUGGUUAUUUAUUGUUUCACUGAUGGGCUGUUUUUUGAUUUUCUAUAAUAAAGACAAAAGAAUUCAAAGUG
This is a messenger RNA of Perca flavescens (yellow perch), 2406 nucleotides long. It is a transcript of the gene cldn11a, whose product is annotated as claudin 11a. The coding region runs from base 228 to 887 and encodes 219 amino acids. NCBI's taxonomy places the organism in Eukaryota, Metazoa, Chordata, Actinopteri, Perciformes, Percidae. The transcript has 3 exons. The record is from RefSeq and is a predicted model, not a curated record. Gene Ontology annotation, molecular function: structural molecule activity. Gene Ontology annotation, cellular component: membrane; bicellular tight junction.